UUCCUUUGAGCUCACAAUUUUGUUGAGAGAAAUGGGUGCUAAUCAUUCCUCCUCAUCAUCAUCAACUUGGCCAGAAUCAAAUGGAUCAACAACAAAGAAGCCUCUUGUUAUUGCCUUCCAUUCUUCUAUGAAUUGGAGGAUCCAUUUUGAUGCCUCAAAGCAAACAAAGCAACUGAUGGUAAUCGACUUCACAGCUACAUGGUGUGGACCUUGCAAGUACAUGGAGCCUAUCGUGCACGAGUUUGCUGCUCACUACAGUGACGUUGAAUUUGUUAAGAUUGAUGUCGAUGAAUUGGGGGAUGUGGCUCAAGACUUUGGGGUAGAAUCAAUGCCAACGUUUGUGCUGGUGAAGAAAGGCAAAGUGAUUGAAAAGGUUAUUGGGGCAGAUAGGGAACAACUCCAGAAGAAAAUCCAGAAGCAUAGAUACUAAUUAAAUAUUGUGCAUGCCAUAUAAGUAUGAAACCGAAUGAUAUUUGGUUCGAAUUUGUGAAUCGAAAUCAAAAUAAAUAAUUGUAAUAAGUUUUAGUUGUA
Molecule: messenger RNA, 531 nt
Organism: Ipomoea triloba (trilobed morning glory)
Lineage: Eukaryota; Viridiplantae; Streptophyta; Magnoliopsida; Solanales; Convolvulaceae
Product: thioredoxin H2-like
Exons: 3
Coding region: 32-430 (132 amino acids)
Source: RefSeq, a predicted model, not a curated record